Molecule: messenger RNA, 529 nt
Organism: Nomascus leucogenys (northern white-cheeked gibbon)
Lineage: Eukaryota; Metazoa; Chordata; Mammalia; Primates; Hylobatidae
Gene: TAFA5
Product: TAFA chemokine like family member 5
Exons: 1
Coding region: 16-471 (151 amino acids)
Source: RefSeq, a predicted model, not a curated record
AGUUGGGACUCCGCGAUGCAGCUCCUGAAGGCGCUCUGGGCACUGGCAGGGGCCGCGCUCUGCUGCUUCCUCGUCCUAGUGAUCCACGCGCAGUUCCUCAAAGAAGGUAAUUGUCCCCGGGCGCGCGGACCGGUCCUCCGCGCUCUGCCCGGCUCGCGGCGGCCCCGGCGCCCGACCCGGCUUCCAGCACGUUCCGGCUGCCGCCGCGCUCGGCUGAGGCUCGUGGAGAGCCACUGCGGGCCCGGAGCGGCCGGCGGCGCGACCCUACCAGGAGCCCGGUCCCCCGGGGAUCUCGCCGCCCCGCGCCCAUCGGGGCUCACCGGCAGGGCGCGGGGUCGGGGCGCGCUGCGUCCUCGGUUCUUCUCGCGCUGCCCCGGAUCCCCAGCCCAAGCCGAGGCUGCCGUUCCCAUCCCCUGCCCCACACGGCUCGGUGGCAGCGGCGUCCGCCCGCACGCCGCGGGCCCUCGGUAGAUGGCACCAGCGCUCCACGUUGGCCGGCCGGGCUGGGGCGGGAGCGGAGCUGGGACCC